ACCGCAGGGGCGGGUCUGCCGCCACCCGCACCGGCACCGGCACCGGCACCGGCACCGGCACCGCACCGCGCCGCACCGCACCGCACGCGCGGCUCGGCCCCAUGCCGGCGUCCCCCGCGCACGGCUGAGCGCUGCGCCCCGCCGAACCGGGCACGAGCGCGGGCACGGGCACAGGACAGCUGCUGCUCCCUGCUAGCAGGACCCACCUCCAGCUGGUGCAAUGGCGGGAGCAUCUGUGAAGGUGGCGGUGCGCGUCCGGCCCUUCAACUCCCGGGAGAUGAGCCGGGAAUCUAAAUGCAUUAUCCAGAUGUCGGGAAGCACCACCACUAUCCUGAACCCGAAGCAGCCCAAAGAGACACCAAAAAGCUUCAGCUUUGACUAUUCCUACUGGUCCCACACCACGCCCGCAGACAUCAACUAUGCAUCUCAGAAGCAAGUGUACCGUGACAUUGGUGAGGAGAUGUUGCAGCACGCCUUUGAAGGCUAUAACGUCUGCAUCUUCGCCUAUGGGCAGACAGGUGCUGGAAAGUCCUACACCAUGAUGGGGAAGCAGGAGAAAGACCAGCAAGGAAUCAUCCCACAGCUGUGCGAAGACCUCUUCUCCCGCAUCAAUGACACGACAAACGACAACAUGUCCUACUCUGUGGAGGUGAGCUACAUGGAGAUAUACUGUGAGCGCGUGAGGGACCUCCUGAACCCCAAGAACAAGGGGAACCUGCGGGUGAGGGAGCAUCCCCUUAUGGGCCCGUAUGUUGAGGACCUUUCCAAGCUGGCUGUGACCUCUUACAAUGACAUCCAGGACCUCAUGGACUCUGGGAACAAGGCCCGCACGGUGGCUGCCACCAACAUGAAUGAGACCAGCAGCCGCUCCCAUGCUGUGUUCAACAUUAUCUUCACACAGAAGCGGCAUGAUGCUGAGACGGACAUCACCACUGAGAAGGUCAGCAAGAUUAGCUUGGUGGACCUGGCAGGGAGUGAGCGAGCCGACUCCACUGGUGCGAAGGGCACAAGACUAAAGGAAGGUGCAAACAUCAACAAGUCCUUGACCACACUGGGGAAAGUCAUCUCUGCCCUGGCUGAAAUGGAUUCGGGGCCAAACAAGAACAAAAAGAAGAAGAAGACAGAUUUCAUCCCCUACCGGGACUCAGUGCUGACCUGGCUGCUGCGGGAGAACCUGGGGGGAAACUCCAGGACAGCCAUGGUCGCUGCUCUGAGUCCUGCUGACAUCAACUAUGAUGAGACCCUCAGCACCCUCAGGUACGCGGACCGUGCCAAGCAGAUCCGCUGCAACGCCGUCAUUAAUGAGGACCCCAACAACAAGCUGAUCCGGGAGCUGAAAGACGAGGUGGCACGCCUGCGUGACCUUCUCUAUGCCCAGGGCCUCGGGGACAUCAUUGACACCCAUCCUGCUGCAGGAGGAUCCAAAUAUGUGUCCGACUUUGAGAACAAUAAUGAUGCUAGAAGGGCUGAGCUGAGUCACCGCCAUGACAAUCUCUCCACAGUGACCAAUGCCAUCGCCGGGAUCAGCCCCUCUUCCUCCUUGUCAGCCUUGUCCAGCCGUGCUGCCUCUGUCGCCAGCCUCCACGAGCGCAUCAUGUUUGCUCCAGGCAGUGAAGAGGCAAUCGAAAGGCUCAAGGAAACUGAGAAGAUCAUUGCAGAGCUGAAUGAGACAUGGGAGGAGAAGCUGCGAAGAACAGAAGCAAUCCGGAUGGAGAGGGAAGCGUUGCUGGCUGAAAUGGGGGUGGCCAUGAGAGAGGACGGAGGCACCUUGGGUGUUUUCUCUCCUAAAAAGACGCCACACUUGGUCAACCUGAAUGAGGACCCGCUCAUGUCCGAGUGUCUUCUCUACUACAUUAAGGAUGGGAUAACAAGGGUUGGCCGGGAAGAUGCAGAGAAGAGACAGGACAUCGUUCUCAGUGGGCACUUCAUUAAGGAAGAGCACUGCCUUUUCCGCAGCGACACCAAAACCGGCGGUGAAGUGAUAGUGACCCUGGAGCCCUGUGAAGGCGCUGACACCUAUGUGAAUGGCAAAAAGGUGACAGAGCCCAGCAUCCUGCGUUCAGGAAAUCGCAUCAUCAUGGGGAAGAGCCACGUCUUCCGCUUUAACCACCCCGAGCAGGCUCGGCAGGAGCGGGAGCGGACCCCAUGCGCCGAGACACCCGCUGAGCCUGUGGACUGGGCUUUUGCUCAAAGAGAGCUGCUGGAGAAGCAGGGCAUCGACAUGAAGCAGGAGAUGGAGCAGCGGCUCCAGGAACUGGAGGACCAGUACCGGAGGGAGCGGGAGGAGGCGAAUUACCUUCUUGAGCAGCAGAGGCUGGACUAUGAGAGCAAGUUGGAGGCUUUGCAGAAGCAGAUGGACUCUCGGUAUUACCCUGAGGCAAAUGAGGAAGAGGAAGAACCUGAAGAUGAAGUGCAGUGGACGGAGCGGGAGUUUGAGCUGGCCCUCUGGGCCUUUAGGAAGUGGAAGUGGUACCAGUUCACCUCCCUCCGUGACCUGCUCUGGGGCAAUGCCAUCUUCCUCAAGGAAGCCAACGCCAUCAGUGUGGAGCUGAAGAAAAAGGUCCAGUUCCAGUUCGUGCUCCUCACAGACACACUGUACUCGCCUCUCCCCCCUGACCUCCUGCCUCCUGAUGCCGCCAAGGACCGGGAAAAGCGGCCGUUCCCUCGGACCAUCGUGGCCGUAGAGGUGCAGGACCAGAAGAAUGGGGCGACACAUUAUUGGACCCUGGAGAAGCUGAGGCAACGCCUGGACUUAAUGCGUGAAAUGUAUGACCGUGCAGCAGAAGUGCCUUCUAGUGUCAUCGAGGACUGCGACAAUGUGGUGACCGGUGGAGAUCCUUUCUAUGACCGCUUCCCCUGGUUCAGGCUGGUUGGCAGUUCAGAUAUCUCUGGCUGCAACAGCUCUCCUCUUUUCAACACAUGCAUGAGCGAGCGCAUGGCUGAUCUCACCCCCUCCCCUACCUUCUCGAACCCCGACUCCGACAUCACCGAGCCUGCUGACGAGCAGCACCAGGGGCAGGAGGAGGAGGAGGAGGAGGAGGAGGAGGAGGCGGAGGACCUGGAGGAAGACAUCUUUCCGGAGUGCCCACUGUGUGAUGGCCGGGAUCCGUUUUACGACCGCUCCCCCCUGUUCAGUUUAGUAGGAAGGGCCUUUGUCUACCUGAGCAACCUCCUCUAUCCUGUGCCCCUGGUGCAUCGCGUGGCCAUCGUCAGCGAGAAGGGCGAGGUGAAGGGCUUCCUGCGUGUGGCCGUCCAGGCCAUCUCAGCGGAUGAGGAAGCCCCUGACUACGGCUCCGGUGUGCGGCAGUCGGGGACGGCCAAGAUCUCUUUUGAUGACCAGCACUUUGAGAAGUUCCAGUCAGAGUCUUGCCCAGCGGUGGGGAUGUCUCGCUCGGGGACCUCCCAGGAGGAACUGCGCAUUGUCGAAGGCCAGGGACAGGUCAGCGACAUGGGUCCCUCUGCUGACGAAGUCAACAACAACACCUGUGCAGUGACCCCAGAGGACCUUCUCCUGGACAGUCCAGAGAAGCCUGUGCCGGAUGGGCCAUUGGAGACAGCUCUGGACCACCUGAAACUGGGCAGCAUCUUUACUUUCCGUGUGACAGUCCUGCAAGCCUCCAGCAUCUCUGCAGAAUAUGCAGACAUCUUCUGCCAGUUCAACUUCAUCCAUCGCCAUGACGAGGCCUUUUCAACAGAACCCUUGAAGAACACGGGACGGGGGCCACCACUGGGUUUCUAUCACGUCCAAAAUAUCGCUGUGGAGGUGACCAAGUCCUUCAUUGAAUACAUCAAGAGUCAGCCGAUUGUAUUUGAAGUCUUUGGGCACUACCAGCAGCACCCGUUCCCACCCCUCUGCAAGGACGUCCUGAGCCCACUGAGGCCGUCCCGGCGCCACUUCCCCCGUGUGAUGCCGCUCUCUAAACCAGUGCCUGCGACAAAGCUGAGCACCAUGACUCGGCCCAGCGCUGGUCCGUGCCAGUGCAAGUAUGACCUGAUGGUCUUCUUUGAGAUCUGUGAGCUGGAGGCCAACGGCGACUACAUUCCUGCUGUUGUGGACCACCGUGGAGGCAUGCCAUGCCAUGGGACCUUCCUUCUCCACCAGGGCAUCCAGAGGAGAAUCACCGUCACCUUGGUGCAUGAAACGGGCAGCCUCAUCCGCUGGAAGGAAGUGCGUGAGCUGGUUGUGGGUCGGAUCCGCAACACCCCAGAAGCAGAUGAGUCUCUCAUUGACCCCAACAUUUUGUCUCUGAACAUCCUCUCCUCUGGGUACAUCCACCCCUCCCAGGAUGACCGGCAGUUUCUUGAUUCGGAUAUGCCUAGCAUUUCGUUCGGAAAUGACACUAGGAGCUUCUACCAGUUUGAGACAGCGUGGGAUAGCUCCAUGCACAACUCGCUGCUGCUCAACCGUGUCACCCCGUACCGGGAGAAAAUCUACAUCACUCUUUCUGCCUACAUUGAGAUGGAGAACUGCACUCAGCCUGCCGUCAUCACCAAAGACUUCUGCAUGGUUUUCUACUCCCGGGAUGCCAAGCUUCCUGCCUCCCGCUCCAUCCGCAACCUUUUUGGCAGUGGCAGCCUGCGGGCUUCUGAGAGCAACCGUGUGACGGGAGUCUAUGAGCUCAGCCUCUGCUGUGUGGCUGACGCUGGCAGCCCAGGUAUGCAGAGACGGCGCCGGCGUGUGCUGGACACCUCUGUAGCCUAUGUGCGGGGAGAGGAGAACCUGGCUGGCUGGCGGCCCCGCAGCGACAGCCUCAUCCUUGACCAUCAGUGGGAGCUGGAGAAACUCAGCCUCCUGCAAGAAGUGGAGAAGACAAGGCACUACCUGCUCCUGCGUGAGAAGCUGGAGACGACCCAGCGCCUGGGCCUGGAGACCCUGUCCCCCUGCUCCAGUGAGGACUCCGAGUCCCGAAGCACCUCCUGCGUCUCUACCCCGCUUUCUGUUGACGGGGCCCCUGAGGGCCGCACCUCUCCCGCUGAGACCCCCAGCGAGAGACAGAAGGAGCUGGCCGUGAAGUGCUUACGCCUGCUCACACACACCUUCAACAGGGAGUACAGCCACAGCCACGUCUGCAUUAGCGCCAGUGAGAGCAAGCUGUCCGAAAUGUCUGUGACCCUGAUGAGAGACCCCUCCAUGCCAGCCCUUGGGGUCACCACUCUCACCCCCUCCUCAACCUGCCCGUCACUGGUGGAAGGACACUACAACGCCAUGGAGGUCAGACCCCCCCAGGUCUCUUCCAGGGCAGAGAGCCCUGACCUUGAGCCUGCAGUAGAAGGAGAGCAGAAGAAGUCCCCAGCCCGCCGGCCUGAGGAGGAGAAGGAGCCCCAGCGUUUGCUGGUGCCUGACAUCCAAGAGAUUCGGGUCAGCCCCAUCGUCUCCAAAAAGGGCUACUUGCACUUCCUGGAGCCCCACACCAAUGGGUGGGUGAAGCGCUUUGUGGUGGUCCGACGCCCGUAUGUCUACAUCUACAACUCGGACAAGGAUGCAGUUGAGAGGGCCAUACUAAAUCUCUCCAAGGCCCAGGUGGAGUACAGCGAGGACCAGCAGGCCAUGCUCAAGACCCCGAACACGUUCGCAGUGUGCACAGAGCACCGGGGCAUCCUGCUGCAGGCAAGCAGUGACAAGGACAUGCACGACUGGCUCUACGCCUUCAACCCCCUCCUGGCUGGGUCCAUAAGAUCAAAGCUGUCCAGAAGGAGAACAGCCCAGAUGAGAAUCUAACCUGAAAAACACCCUCCACCUCAUCCGUCUGCCAACAGGAUCAAGAUAGCUGAUUCUGUCUCAAGACUCCCCAUGUUAAUGUCUGAUCUCUCACACCAUCUCCUGCCCUAGCUGUCUGCUCCAUGGAAGGAUCUGUCUCGAUUCACACCUUCAUGGGGGAAACUCACUUCUGUUUGUAGCUGCAAAAGCCUGGACCUGCCUGGGCAGGAUUUCUUGUGUGCGUGCCAUGUACUGCCUGUUGCCCCGUAGGAGACCUUCAUGUCACACCAUCUGUAAUGCUCCAGAAAGGUCCCUGGCAGAGGGGAGGGAGCAAGGAGGGCGGUUCUGGCUAAAAGGCUGGUCUUCGAUCUACAGAGGUGGGAGCGCAGUAAAGUUUGGAGGUGGGAGAGCAGGAGGAAUUGCCUCCACCCGAAGGGAAAGGGUAGUUUAGGUAAGGGAAUUUCCUAGUUUAUUGAUGUUUCUGCAAGAGAUGGCAGUGUAAGAUCAGGUGUCAGUAGUUUAAGAUGCUAUUUAUAAAGUAUUUAUUUACGUCACAAAAAUCCCAUAAGUUGGGUCCUGGCCCCUGGGCAAUGCCUCCCCUGGGCAAGGGAGAGCCUUGGAGGUGGGCCGGGGUCCCGGAGAUGCCUUCCCCAGGACAUCCCUGGCAUGUGCCCAGCAGCAGCAGAGUGCCUGCCCUCACUCCCUGCUUUUCCCCAACCUUGUGCUUUGCCCCCCUUGCAGCUUAAACUACUUCUCCCCUGAGUGGUGGCUGGACAGCCCACCAUGUCUUCCCAAAGGAGGCAAUUCCUACCUGCCCCAUCUACCUCUGGAAGGUGGGAGCCUGCUGUCUCAGCUGGCCAGGGCACCCAUGUCCACAUGGAUGGGUCACCUCACUUUGGAGCCUGGUCCUGCUGGAGGGAGAGGGAGUGGCAGGGGGGCAUGGUUCUGCCUGUCAUGUCGUGUGGGGCCCUCCUUCGCCACCUCCACUAAUCCCAGCCUGGGAGCGUAGUCGGGGGGUGGGGGUGGGGUGGGGGGUAGGAGGUAUUCCCUCCCUCUUAGGGCAGGACACCAAAGGUCCCAUCCCUGCGGGGCAUGUGGAGGUUCAGGUGGCUGCUUCUGAAGAUGGAUGGGAAAGUUCCCCAGCAGCGAGGGCUAGGAAUGACCAUCCCAAUCCACAGGAUCCUUGCUCUUUCCCAAAAGGGCUGUCACAUCCCUUCCCCCAGCAGGACAACAGGCUUGAAGCAGGUUGGAGGGGCAGGGGGAGGCUGGCAUGAGGUGUCAGGGUGGGGACAGGGCUUCUUUUUACUACUGUAGCUGGUGUUCUCUCACUCCUUUUCCCCUGCUGCAGAUGCAGGCACCCACUUCAUUCCCACCCUGCCUCUGUCAGCACGUUAAUCCAGGGGGCUUCCCACAGUGGAGGUGGCUUCACUGAAAAGACCUUCUCCUCCAGCCAUCACCACUUCCCACCUUCCCCAGCAGCAGCAGUCCCUCUCCUCCUUCUCUUGUCUGUCACCUGUCAGGGGAUGCUUUGGUUUGGGGCUUCCUGAGUGGCCAGCGGCAUCUGGCACAGCUCCGGGCAGGAAGGCAAGCAUCUUCCUCUGUGCAUCUCCUGGGCAUCCCCAGCUUUGCUGUCACACCUUCACAGCUGACUUUCCCUUGCACAGCACGGCUGCGCCUUGGCUCUGCUGCACCCCCCUAUGCAGUCUGUUGGGGGGGGUGCGUGUGUGUGUAUGUGUGUGCGCGUGCGUGUGUGUGUUGGACAUGGUACUGUCUUCUCGUUACGCUCAUGUUGUGGGGGCAUGGACAGGCAGGCAGAGGCUUGCAGGGACCCCCUCACUGCACAUCAAGCAUCAUUCAGUUUGGGUUUCAGGUUGUGGAAAAGGUUUUGGGAUCCAUCCUGAGCCCCUGCUGGUUUUGCCUAGCCUCACCGCAGCUCCCUGGGUGUCUCACCCCACUGCUCCAGCCUGAAGCUGCAGGAAGCUGCCCUGCUCCCCAGGCAGGUGGCAGCGAGCCUGCCCGGGACAAGCUUCCCCAUCAGUCUGGAUUAUUUUCCCCGCAGUGAUCCAUUCCAGAGACCUGCAGGCCCACUCGUGCCCUUCAGGGAGGGAGAGGCACCCUGGGCGCGCGGAGGGGCAGAGCAGCAGCCGGGACGAAGUGGGGGCCUGGGCUGUGACCUUCCAGCUCCCACAGCCUGUGCAAGGGCUAGUUGGUACCAUCCUGAAUUUCAGUGUAGGGAGCCAGGGGUGGGAACACCGGGUGUCCCAGGGGAGAGGAGAGGCUUUUCCAGGGUGGAGGCGGUUUCUGGUGGAGACAGGACCUGUGUCUGCCAGGGACCAGACACUGGUUCAGUGGCCACGGGCAAGGGGUGGCCCUCAGCUGCAGCCGAAGCGUGCCUGAGGCCAGCAAACCUGCAGAGCAGACGGCUCCGCUGGGGGCCACCGCACCCGCGGCCAAGGGAGAGGCGGCUGCUCCCCGGAACCCCCAGCAUCCCUGCGGGGCAGCCCCGGGGACAGCUGCCCUUGCCGUCCUGCUGGCUCUGCUCAGGCCCCCGCCUACCCGCCCCUCACCCACCGCAGCCCCUGGGGCGAGGGGCACAAAACCCGAAGUUUAGGCGUGACUGAGCCCCAUCAGGCAGGGAGUUCCACGGGGGCGCUGGGGCCCUGCGCAGGGGGGGCUGCCUUCCACACCCUCCAGCUCCUGCCAGCCGUGGCAACGCGCGGGCCCUGCCUGUCCUGCGCCCGGCCGGCCGUGCACACGUGAGGCUUGUUCGGUUCUGAAAUAAAUGUGGCAUUUAACGCAAA
Molecule: messenger RNA, 8499 nt
Organism: Falco peregrinus (peregrine falcon)
Lineage: Eukaryota; Metazoa; Chordata; Aves; Falconiformes; Falconidae
Gene: KIF1A
Product: kinesin family member 1A
Exons: 51
Coding region: 221-5719 (1832 amino acids)
Biological process (GO): microtubule-based movement
Molecular function (GO): ATP binding; microtubule motor activity; microtubule binding
Source: RefSeq, a predicted model, not a curated record